Myotis davidii is the source of this 1155-nucleotide messenger RNA. It is a transcript of the gene TNFAIP2, whose product is annotated as TNF alpha induced protein 2. NCBI's taxonomy places the organism in Eukaryota, Metazoa, Chordata, Mammalia, Chiroptera, Vespertilionidae. Gene Ontology annotation, molecular function: SNARE binding. The record is from RefSeq and is a predicted model, not a curated record. The transcript has 10 exons. The coding region runs from base 30 to 1151 and encodes 373 amino acids. Gene Ontology annotation, biological process: exocytosis; exocyst localization. Gene Ontology annotation, cellular component: exocyst.
AGUUCGAGCUGUGCCAGCGCGACACCUACAUGCUGCUGCUCUGGGUGCAGAACCUCUACCCCAACGACAUCAUCAAUAGCGCCAGCCUGGCAGGGGAGCUGCAGGGGAUCAACCUGGGGAGCCUCCUGCCCCCCAAGCAGGUCCGGCUGCUGGAGGCCACGUUCCUGUUCAACGAGGUGGCCAGCGUGAAAGAGCUGAUGGCCCGAGCCCUGGACCUGGAGUCACAGCACUGGGCCCAGGAUGUGGCCCCCCAGAGGCUGAACGGCCACUGUCACAGCGAGCUGGCCAUUGACAUCAUUCAGAUCAUCUCCCAGGGCCAGAUCAAGGCCGAGAGCAUCACACCUGACCUGGGCAAGCAGAUACAGCACAUGCUGCUGGCGGAGCUGGCCGCGUUUCUGAGGAGCUACCAGCAAGCCUUUGAGGACUUUCUGGAGAGGUGCAAACAGCUGCGGAAUUACAGGGCCAACGUGAUGGCCAACAUCAACAAUUGCCUGUCCUUCCGGAUAUCCUUGGAGAAGUGGCAGGCGCCACAGGGCCUCCUGGGCCCCCUGAAUGAGCUCAAGAGCCACGGCUUUGACACCCUGCUCCAGGGCCUGUUCUGGGACCUGAAGCCGCUGUUCAAGAGGUUCACACAGACCCGCUGGGCGGCCUCUGCACAGACCCUGGAGGAAAUCGUCUCCACCGUGGAGACAAGGCUGCCCGAGUUCUCAGAACUGCGCGAGUGCUUCCAGGAGGAGCUCAUGGAGCUUGUCCACCUGCACCUGGUGAAGGAGUACAUCGUGCGGCUCUGCAAGCGGCGCGUGGUCCUCAAGACCGCGGAGCAGCAGCAGCAACUGGCCGGGCAGGUCCUGGCCAACGCCGACGUCAUCCAGACCUUCUGCACCCAGAGUGGCUCCCCGGCCACCUGGCUGGACCACGCCCUCCCGACCCUCGCCGAGAUCAUCCGCCUGCAAGACCCCAGUGCCAUCAAGAUCGAGGUGGCCACUUACGCCACCUGGUACCCUGACUUCAGCAAAGGCCACCUGAGCGCCAUCCUGGCCAUCAAGGGGAUGUCCAGCAGUGAAGUCAAGAGCAUCCGGAGCAUCCUGGACGUCCACACAGGGGCCCCCGAGGCCGCCAAGGCCCUAUUUUCACUUAUAAAGGUUGGUUAGCUUU